Molecule: messenger RNA, 1126 nt
Organism: Physeter macrocephalus (sperm whale)
Lineage: Eukaryota; Metazoa; Chordata; Mammalia; Artiodactyla; Physeteridae
Gene: NAXE
Product: NAD(P)HX epimerase
Exons: 6
Coding region: 54-920 (288 amino acids)
Cellular component (GO): mitochondrion
Molecular function (GO): NAD(P)HX epimerase activity
Source: RefSeq, a predicted model, not a curated record
CCGCGCAUGCGCCGGGGCCGGGCCGGGCCGGGGGCGUGCGCUGUGAGAGCUGAAUGUUCGGGCUGCGGUCGCUCCUGGGGCUCGGGCUGCUGGUUGCGGGCUCCCGCCUAUCGCUCCUCAGAGUCCAGGCCGGCGCCUGUCGCGCAGGAGCCAGCUGGUGGGGGCCGCAGCGUCUGAUCUCGGGUGGCCGGGGGAACUCAGAGGUCAUGGCGAGCUCAGCAGUGAAGUACCUGAGCCAGGAGGAGGCCCAGGCCGUGGACCAGGAGCUGUUUAACGAGUACCAGUUCAGCGUGGACCAACUUAUGGAGCUGGCCGGGCUGAGCUGUGCCACAGCCAUUGCCAAGGCAUAUCCCCCCACGUCCUUGUCCAGGAGCCCCCCUACUGUCCUGGUCAUCUGUGGCCCCGGGAAUAAUGGAGGAGAUGGCCUGGUCUGUGCUCGACACCUCAAACUCUUUGGCUACCAGCCAACCAUCUAUUAUCCUAAAAGGCCUAACAAGCCACUCUUCACUGCACUGGUGACCCAGUGCCAGAAAAUGGACAUCCCUUUCCUUGAUGAAAUGCCCCCAGAGCCCAUGCUGAUUGAUGAACUAUAUGAGCUGGUGGUGGAUGCCAUCUUUGGCUUCAGCUUCAAGGGUGAUGUUCGGGAGCCAUUCCGCAGCAUCCUGAGUGUCCUGAGUGGACUCACUGUGCCCAUUGCCAGCAUCGACAUUCCCUCAGGAUGGGAUGUGGAGAAGGGAAACUCUGGAGGGAUCCAGCCAGACUUGCUCAUCUCCCUGACAGCACCCAAAAAGUCUGCAACCCAGUUUACUGGUCGCUACCACUACCUGGGGGGUCGUUUCGUGCCUCCUGCUCUGGAAAAGAAGUACCAGCUGAACCUGCCACCCUACCCUGACACCGAGUGUGUCUAUCGUCUGCAGUGAGGGAAGGUGGGCGGGCAUUCUUCCCAAUAGAUUUAGUUCCUCUCUCCCAGAACUGUGGAGUCCUGGGAGCUCUUCUGGCAAUAAAGGUUAAGAGAUGGCAGGAGCCAGAGAGCAACACUGGAGAUGUGGUGCCCUCUCUCUGGGGGAACAAUAUGCAAGAGGGGUUGCUAUGAUAUUUGGGGGCAAUGACAAUUCACUUUCAGAUG